Messenger RNA from Cheilinus undulatus (humphead wrasse), 1248 nucleotides. RefSeq names its product kinetochore localized astrin (SPAG5) binding protein (gene knstrn). Gene Ontology annotation, biological process: regulation of attachment of spindle microtubules to kinetochore; spindle organization; mitotic sister chromatid segregation. The record is from RefSeq and is a predicted model, not a curated record. NCBI's taxonomy places the organism in Eukaryota, Metazoa, Chordata, Actinopteri, Labriformes, Labridae. Gene Ontology annotation, cellular component: mitotic spindle; kinetochore; microtubule plus-end. The coding region runs from base 124 to 777 and encodes 217 amino acids. The transcript is spliced from 9 exons.
GUCUUAGAGGGCGGGACGUUUUUAAAUUCGUCCACCCUGGAUUUGACUGUUGACAAAUCUCGCAGCAAACGUUUCUAAAAGGUGCCCUUUUAUACAGGAAUUCCAUAUACUGCAGAUGUAACAAUGUCUUCAAAAAUACCAAGAGGGAUGCAUUUACCCACGGAAACAAAGAAACCUGGUCAUAAAGUUGAAUCCAGAGACACAGGAACAAAUGCCAACCAAAAAUCAGAUGGUGCCCUUAAACCUCAGAAAGAAAACGUGCCAAGAAAAAAUGUAGUUCCCAAAGUUCACAAAGGGGUUUCCACUCGUUAUGGGCAACAAGCAGAGCUAAAGGAGCAAAAUCAGCAUUUGAUUGCCACUAAUGAGGAGCUGCAGAAAAACCUUGCAGACACACAGCAAAGAGUGGCUGAGUUAGAGCUACAGUUCAGUGACCUUGAGAAGGAAAAUGCAGAGGUACAGAAAAACCUGAAAGACUGCCAUGUGCUCCUUGUUGCUGCUAAAAUAGAUCCAGUUCUAGGAGAACGUGUAGGAGAAGCUGCACAGCAAAAUGAAGAGCAAAGAAAAGAAGUUAUGAGCGUCUCUUCUGACCUCCUGCAUGAAUUAAAAACAUUUGGAGACAUUGCAUCCCAGCAACGAGCUCGAUUAGAGGAAAUCCAAACAACAAUGACGGAGCUCGCAAGAGCACGGGAACAGAUGAUGCAGGAAAGAGAGAACUUUUCCCUGGAGGCAGCUGAGAUGGAACAAGUUCUCAAAGAAGCUGAAGCUCUCCUGAUGUAAAAGUUUAAAUAAUUUCCCACCUUAAAAUGUUUAAAGAAAUGUGAAUAUUGUUGUAUUUUUUGUUUUAGUAAGUGUGAAUAAAUUUAAAUGAAGGGUUCAUAUUUCCUUAUUGUUCUUAGCUAUCUUAAUUUACGAACAUUACAACAUACUGACCCCUUUAUCCAAGUUCAUAAAUGUAUAAUAGAGUAACUUUCAUGUCAGUAUUUAUGUAUUUUCAGUUUUUCCAUUUGAAAUUUAUCUGGAAUUAUAAUAUGCAUACUGAAGCAUUAAAACUGUAAUUUAAAAGCAAUUUCCCUCAUGAUUGAACAGUUUCCAAGCUUUAAACAUUACCUGUUAUAUUACAUAUAUUUACAGUUUCCAUCUAAGACUUCAUACUAAUUUGCAGUAUGAAAAAGCUUAUAAUUACACUCUUAAUUACUCUUACAUAAAAUUGUAAAUAAAAAAAAUAAAACUGAGGCUUUUCAAAAACAA